UAUUUACAAAUGUUCUGUCUUGAAUAUUUUUAGUCUGGUUGAGGAGUUAACGCUGUGUGUUUUAAAGUUACAAAUAACAUGGGAAUUAAGUUGCUGCUAUUGCUGGGCCUUCUUAUCGGAGUGUUGUAUUGCUUGCACAUUUUAGCAAAAGAUUAUCAAGCAAUAUUUAAACCAAAAUUUUUUAGGCUUACGAAGAGAAAUGUCAACACUUUUGGUGAAAAUGGACCCACGGUGAGAUGGAGGAAAAUAUUAUUACAUGAUCAUAUACAAUGCGCUCGCUAUCUGUAUUGUAAUCUGGGUGCUCAUUCACCGGACAAUGAAAUGCAACGCAGUUUCAUCUACAUGCUAAACCUACAAACCAAAGAAGAAGAUAGAUCGGCAGCAGAAGAGUUUAAAGCAGCCUAUCUGCAUGGGAAGCUUCAUGUUAACCCUAAAAGCUGUAAUGAAAAAUACCCAAUGUGUCCGUUUCAGACAAACUUAUUAUUUGAAUUAAUACGAUACGUUAUAAAUAAACCCCCAAUUAGUUUUUAUGUUCGUGUAACUUAAUUUCAUAAUUAUAGUACUUUUAAUAUCUUUUUACCUGAAAUAAUAAUUAGUUUAACCGUACGUUUUUCGAUCGAUUUGAAAGAUUAUAAUAUAUUUCAAUUAAUACAACAAAAGUCCUUAAGCUUUUGGAAAAACUAUUUGAUAAGAAAAUCUUAAUAUAGCAAAUACACUAAGUCACUCGCCAGUCCAUAGUACAAAAUUACUUUGCAGAAAAUAAGCGUUUUGAUAAUUAUCGUGUAAAUGUUUUCGGCUAAGAGUCGUGUAAUAGACUUAAUAUUUCUAUCUGAAGAACAAAUGAAUCUUUGACUGGGAAAGUGAUCUAGCGCUUUAGAUUUAAAGUUAGUAUGAAAUAGGCGAUUAAUAACUAUUAACGCACCCUUAUUUUCAUUUUUUUUUCACAUAAACUACGAAGCAUUUGCAAUGUGAAAUACUCCAAGAAGAAUAUUUCCCAAUGCUAUGGCUAUUCAUAACCAUCAACCGAAUGUGUCUGCUCUGAAUACUAUAUCUUUCUGACCCAACCUUUAGUUAGGUUAUCAAUAUUACCUAAUCUAUAUUAUAACAAAUCUUUCAAAAGUUCAGUACAAGACAAGUUUAAUACGGAACCGUAUCUAACCUUGAAAUGUUAAGAAAUAAAAAAUAAAAAUGGAAUUUAGAAGAUUAAGGUUUUACACUUACAACAAUAUUUAAGAAAGAAGAUCUUCAAUUAAUCAUACAAUAGUAGAUGAAAUAACUUUAUUUUGUCAUGUUAAUAUAACAAGCCACGUUAAUUCCAUUGGCCAUUAAUAAACCAAAUUGUAAUAAUUUAUAUUUUAUUAUAGUUUUUUUAUAAAUAGUCACUUAUGGAAGAAAAAAAAUUAUAUAUACGAAUCCCACGUAACUAUGAACAUGAACAGCUGCAAAAAAUUUAUUAAUACUGUUAUUACUCGUUCUAAGUUAAAAUUAAGUGUUCGAAAUUAUUAUACUCACAUAUAUCAUAUAACACAAGUAAAAUGAACAUCGUUAUUAUAUUUACUUAGGACGCCUUUAAAAUAAAUAAUUUAUGAAUUGAAGGAUCUAAUAACUUUUAUACAUAAUUUGAAUUUCGUUAAGGAAUAAAAUUUCGUUAUGUAAUAAGAAUUUUGUUAUUGACUGUUUAUCAUCAUUAGAAAAUGAUAGAAAAAUGACUUUCAUAAUAUUUUUUAAUAUAAAUAUUAUUCCAAUCAAAAUAGACGAAAAAGUCAUAACUUACCCAAAAUUAGCAUAGAGGUGAACAUCGAGAGAGACUGAAUACAUCAUAAUAAAUUACUCCUACU
Molecule: messenger RNA, 1838 nt
Organism: Danaus plexippus (monarch butterfly)
Lineage: Eukaryota; Metazoa; Arthropoda; Insecta; Lepidoptera; Nymphalidae
Exons: 4
Coding region: 79-546 (155 amino acids)
Source: RefSeq, a predicted model, not a curated record